ACAACACCGGUUUUACACAACAAACAGAAACUUCGUCGUGAAAAUUGUUCUGUAAAUAGAAAUGUUGCAAUAUUUAUAGAGAUGAAGCUUAACUGUUUAAUGUUUGUUGGUGAUUGAUGAUCGUGUGAUGAAGAUGGCCAGCAACAAAGGCAAGAAUUUAGCCAAACGACGGGGGAAAACCCGAUUCUGGCUUCAAGAUAGAAAAUCUGUGAAUGAUGUUGAUGGUUGGGGAAAACACGGUGGUUAUAUGAAUGCCAAGAAGAAGAAAUUGAAAGACCAAUUCCAGUCCGGUGCCUUUAAUGAGUUACAGAAGACAAGCCAUUGUUCAGAUAUAUUCAAAGAUGUAACAAUAUACAUUAAUGGUUAUACAAAACCAAGCAGUGAUGAGCUCAAACGACUGAUGAUGAUUCAUGGAGGCCAUUGGGAGAUGUACCUGAGCAAGAAGAAUGUUACGCACAUAAUUACAACCAAUUUAGCUCAAAGCAAGAUUGCAGCCCUCAGGAAUUGCAAAGUUGUUCACCCUGACUGGAUACUGAAGAGUAUUGAAGCUGAAAGAUUGCUACCAUGCCAACCAUUUCUGCUCUACUCAGCUCAGUCCAAGAUGCAAAGAGGAAUCGCACAGUUUUCCAAAGCUGAGGCAUCGAAAGAGGGACUAACUCACUUGGAAGCUUCUAGGGACUUUCAUCUGACAGAAACAACAUCGACACCAUCCAGCAACAACAACAACACUGAGGUAAAAGAAAGAAGUGGUCCCCCUGAGCUAAAGAUUGUCCACAGUGGAAGUUCUGAUGAUCUCUUCAUCUCCAGCUCAGACAACUUAUCUCAAGAAUCUAAUCAGGAAAUGAAAUGUAAAACCAACGUCUCAACUAAAAAUGAGGUCUUAUCAGAGACUGUUUCUCUGUCAGCUGUAACCAAAGCACCAUCAAUGACAACAACAACAACAACGACAGUUACACAUUCUGAAGAAUGUCCUACAUUUUUAGUCAUAUCCUCCGAAUCUGAGAAAGAAGAUGAAAUUGUCAUUACUGAUCAUGUUGAGAAAGAUGACACAUUGCCACCAAACAACAACAACGACAGCAGCUGCAACAACAACACCACAACUUUAUCAACAAACACAGGUAUCCAACACACUGGCAGUUCUCGAGCCCAAACUGCUCGGGAUCCAAACUAUCUCCAGCAGUUUUACACCAACUCUCGACUCCAUCAUCUUUCCACCUGGAAGGCCGAAUGGAAAGAUUAUGUGAAUAAACUAAAAUCAUCGAAUACCAAGGAAUUUUCCGGAAGACAGAAACUAAAAGAUGUGUGCAGUAAGGUGCAGUCACCUUCACUCUCAGAUUCUAUUAUGCACAUUGACAUGGACUCUUUUUUUGUUGCCGUUGCAAUGAGAGAUCGUCCACAUUUGAAAGAUAAGCCUGUAGCUGUGACCCAUAGUCGGAAGAAUGGACCGAAGGAGAAUAAUCCCGGUGUAGACUUGGAUUACGAAAGACAGCAGUGGUCAAAACGUCGUCAAGAAAAUGCUUUGAAGAAAAUGGGACCAAAUACGUAUCAGAGAAACACUUUAGCUCUGGAUGAAGACUUUGAAGAUGAAGAGGAAGGGAGUGGAACAGAGGAAAAACAUGAAGACCCCGAGAAUAUUUCAAAUGAGAAGAGACAUUCUGUUAAUAAACAGAGCUUUAAUUCUUUAUCUGAAAUUGCUUCCUGUAAUUAUGUUGCUCGUCAAUGCAGCUAUACACACGAUAUUGAAGCGAUCAGCUGUGAUGAAAUGUUUGUUGACUGUAGUGGAAUAUUACAGGAAACUGGUGUGGCUCUGAAGGACUUUGUUUCUGUUCUCAGACAAGAAAUCUUUGAUAAAACUGGAUGUACAGCAUCAGCUGGCCUCGGUCCUAAUAUUUUGGUAGCACGAUUGGCAACAAUUUGUGCCAAACCAAAUGGGCAGUUUCUUGUGGAAAAACAUGAAGUGGAGGCUUUUAUGCAGAAACAACUUGUUAAAAAUUUACCAGGUGUUGGUAGGUCUAUGAUGUACAAAUUACAGCACCUAAGUGUGGAGACAUGCCAGGACUUGCAGAAGAUUCCAUUGGUCAAGCUACAGCAGAGUUUUGGUCAAAAGACAGGUCAAAUGUUAUAUAACAGCUGUCGAGGAAUCGAUAACCGCAGACUGGAGUUAGAAUAUAACAGGAAGUCAGUGUCAGCAGAGAUAAAUUAUGGCAUACGCUUCACUAAGGAAAGUGAUAUGGAGGAAUUCCUGUUAAAUCUGUCUGGAGAAGUGGAGAGAAGAUUGAAGAAUGUGAAUAAACGGGGCAAAUCUAUAACAUUGAAGUUGAUGGUACGACGGGAAGAUGCACCGUUGGAGACGGCCAAAUAUAUGGGCCAUGGUUUAUGUAACAACAUCAGUAGGGCUGUGAGUGUUGCCAUAGCUACAGACAAUGCUGCCAGAAUAGCCAGGGAGUGUAUGACGUUGUUUAAAGCCCUUCAUCUACCUGUGAACUCCCUACGAGGGGUUGGCAUUACCAUCCAACGUCUUGAAGACAUGGCACCAGCUAGACACCACACUGGUGACUCUACAAAGACCUCAAGUAUUCUCCAGUUCACCAAAGCGAUGCCAACCCCAGAUCAGAAAGAGCAGCAGCAGACGCAGAAUGGAAAUGAGACGCCAUCCGAAGUUGAUGACAAUGACUUCACAAUCAUGAGACCAGUUCCUGUCAAACAGUUUGGAACUCUUAACUUCAAAGAAGAAUUGCUGAGGCAAUAUCACAGCAGCCAGUUACCUCCCUUGCCCAGGUUGCCCAGCCAGUUGAGUCCCACCAGAAUGAACCAGAUGAAACCAGCUGUGACAGGUGAACCAGAAGAUUUCCUUCCAUCACCUUCCCAGCUUGAUGAGAGUUGCUUUAAUGCGUUGCCAGAGGAUAUACAAGAAGAAAUGAAGAUGGCCAUAACUGACCGACAGAACAGGAAAAACAACAUGGAAGGCGAUGACCAGCUGGAGCCACCGUUAUUAUUGUCACCGUCCAAAGGGGGCUACAGUGAAGUUCAUUUGAAGCCUCUGGCUUUAAUGUCACCCACGAAAAAGUCAAUGAAACCCACUAAGAAGAGGUCCCCAUCCAAGAAGGGAUCACCUUCAAAAAAGAGGUCCCCUGCCAAGAGGAGCCCUAAUUUCAAAGUUCCUCAGGGACGACCUAAGAAAAAUCAAAAAUCUUUGAAUAAUUUAUCGAAUAUCAGAAAAAACUUGUUCCUGUAUGGUGACCAUCUCCACCUACAGCCAAAGAUGGAAGUGAGGGAAGAGGAAGGGGCGAAGACAGAGAAGGAACUGAAAGAAGGAAAAGAGAGGGAGAAACAGUGCCAGGCUGCGAGUCUGUGUGGUGCUGUGACGAUAGAACAAGUACGCAGCUUACUGAGUGAGUGGUUGCAACCAUCGCGGGUGCCCUGCCCUGAUGAUGAGCAGUUUGUGAUAAAGUACCUGAAAGAUCUCAUUUACAGUAAAAAUCUGGAACAACUUGACUUGGUGUUGAAGUUCCUCUACAGAAAAAUGGGGAAACUUUCUACUGAAGAUUGGUGGAAAAGUCUGAAGAGAGUUGUUGAUGAUGUCCAGAGUGUCAUGAUAGCAGAAUAUAACACUCCCCUACAGCUUAGUUUCUCUAUCCCUGUCACAUGACCAUCACUUAACCAUAACCUAUCUUGAGGCCUCGUCAUCAUUUGACCUUACUCAUGUCAUCACCUGACCAUCACUUCACUAUCAUGUGACUAUUUGGUAACUGUCAGUUGACCAUCACUUUACCAUCAUGUGACCAUUAGCUGAGUGUAAGGUAACUCAUCACCUAACUAUUGAGUGACCAUCACUUUACCAUCAUCUGAUCAUCUUGUGACCAUCACUUUGCCAUCAGGUGGCCAUCAUUUUUCUAUAGGCUGACCAUCUUGUGACCAUCACUUUGCCUUCAGGACUCUAUCACUUUACCAUUGUGUGACCAUAAGAUGACCAUAAGGUAACAAUCAUGUGAAAUUCUGGAGACCAUCAUUUAAUCAUGUGAUUAUAAAUUGACCACGAGGUGAUCAUCACUUCAUCACUGAGUAACUGUUGGCUGACCAUCAUGUGACCAUCACUUUGCCAUUAGGAAGCCAUCACUUCAUCAUUGUGUAAACCAUAAUGUGACCAUCACUUCAUCACUGAGUGGCCAUUGGCUGACCAUCAUGUAACCGUUGUAUAACCAUAUGAAAUUCUAGUGACCAUCACUUCACCAUCCAGUAACUUUAAGCUGGUCGUCACCUGACCAUAAGCCCAUCACUAUACCAUCACCUCACCAUUCAGUGGCUAUUGCUUGACCAUCACCUGACUAUCAUGCAAGUAUCUGGUAACCAGUAGCUGACCAUCAGUUCAUCCAAUAACCAUUACCUGACCAUCAUGCAACCAUCCUCAAGUGACCAAUAUAGUAAAAGUGUUUUGAGACGAGAAACAUCUUUUUCUUUUUGUCUUUUGUAUAUUUUUUAAAAUUUGAUUUUAUAUUUAAUUGUUUUUUCCCUCUCUAUUUUGAAGAUAAUUUUAAUGAAGCAAGAUUCGUUAACCUUAAUUGAUUAUCUUAAGACAAAUAUCAAACCUAAUGAGCUCUCGUUGCCUUUCACAAUGGCUGCCACCACCAAACAAGUACAAUAACACCACCACUACAGCCAACAACAACAACAACAACAACAAUAAUAUUACCAUCAAAACUCAACCACUAACAACAUUACCAUCACCUCCACUGCCAACAGUGCCAACAACAAUAGCACCAUUAUCACCACCACCACCAACAACAACAAAAAUCACCACUACCACCACCACCAUUAGCAACAACAACAGUACUACCAUUACCCCCACUUGUCCACGAGAAUCAUUUCCUCAUCUCCGUCUCACCAUUUCCGGAAGACCAACAGAAGCCAUGGACACAGAUUUUCCUUCAGAAGAAAACCAUUUAAGGAAAAUAGGGAGUUACUCUGUUACUAGUUUGUAAGUGGAGUUGAACCAGUUUCUGGUACUCCAGUAUGGGCAAUACUCCUUAUUACUCCCAGUUUCAUAUUUUAAUUAAUGAAAAAACAAGCAAUCAUUAUCAUUUAACAUCCACUUUUUCCAAGCUUGCAUGGGUCAGACCGAAUUUGUUGAGGCAGAUUUUCUACAGCUGGAUGUCCUUCCGGUUUCAGAGCAAAGAAAUAUUUCCCCAUGGCCAGUCAUGUUUUCGAUGGAAGACUGGAAAUGAAUAGCGCUGUUUGGACGAUGGUGGUGCUCAUUUACAAGCAUUGUGUGAUGUCUAAACAAGGGUACACACACACACACAUUUAUGUAUAUAUAUAUAUAUAUAUAUGUAUAUUUAUGUAUAUAUGUAAAUUUAUAUGUAUAUUUAUGUUUAUAUGUAGAUUUAUAUAUAUAUAUGUAUA
This is a messenger RNA of Octopus bimaculoides (California two-spot octopus), 5400 nucleotides long. RefSeq names its product translesion synthesis protein REV1. The record is from RefSeq and is a predicted model, not a curated record. Gene Ontology annotation, cellular component: nucleus. Gene Ontology annotation, biological process: error-free translesion synthesis; error-prone translesion synthesis. Gene Ontology annotation, molecular function: deoxycytidyl transferase activity; damaged DNA binding; DNA-directed DNA polymerase activity. Lineage: Eukaryota; Metazoa; Mollusca; Cephalopoda; Octopoda; Octopodidae.